Molecule: messenger RNA, 4257 nt
Organism: Photinus pyralis (common eastern firefly)
Lineage: Eukaryota; Metazoa; Arthropoda; Insecta; Coleoptera; Lampyridae
Product: protein transport protein Sec31A
Exons: 16
Coding region: 165-3806 (1213 amino acids)
Biological process (GO): endoplasmic reticulum organization; COPII-coated vesicle cargo loading; endoplasmic reticulum to Golgi vesicle-mediated transport
Cellular component (GO): endoplasmic reticulum exit site; COPII vesicle coat
Molecular function (GO): structural molecule activity; protein binding
Source: RefSeq, a predicted model, not a curated record
UUACAUUCGGUCCCGUUAGCCGGUACUUUAGUGACAGCCGGUUUUGACAAGAGCCACGUUGGAAGUGUUGAAUGGUCCAAACCCGACUGAUUAUACAAAUUUCCUGAGAACCAAAUGAGUUAAUUUUAUAAUUAUCUAGUGCAUUUAAGCCAAUUGUAGUCAAAAUGAAGGUAAAAGACUUGGAGCGGACCGCCAACAUAGCCUGGUCACCAUCGAAUGAGCAUCCCAUUUUUCUGGCGGCGGGAACGGCCGGACAACAGCUGGAUGCAUCGUUUAAUACCAAUGCUGUGAUCGAGAUUUACUCGCUGAACCUCUCGGAGCCGGGCCUUGAUAUGGAACCGAAAGUGUCUGUACCCGCGGAGCAUCGCUUUCAUAAGCUAAUAUGGGGAUCGUAUGAUAAGUCGAGUGAGCACGGGACAAUUGUGGGUGGCUGUGAUCGCGGUCUUAUUGAGAUUUACAACGUCUCCAAGUUGCUAAACAAGGAAAGGGGGCUUGUGGCCUGUCCUUCCAAACACACUGGUCCGGUUAGCGCUUUGGAUUUUAAUCCUUUCCAAUCGAAUUUGUUGGCAUCGGGUGCGGGCGAAAGCGAAAUAUACAUUUGGGAUCUAAACAACACUACCACACCGAUGACGCCGGGAGUCAAAUCGCAACCGUUCGAGGACGUGCAGUGUGUGGCGUGGAAUCGGCAAGUCCAACACAUUUUGGCCUCGACCUUCCCAUCGAAAUGUGUGGUAUGGGAUUUGAGGAAGAAUGAACCGAUUAUUAAAUUGACCGAUACGGUUUCAAGGAUUCGUUGGAAGGUGAUCGCGUGGCAUCCGGAAGUGGCAACUCAACUGUGCUUGGCUUCAGAGGAGGACCAAGCGCCAGUCAUCCAACUUUGGGAUCUUCGAUUCGCGACUUCGCCCUUAAAAACGCUCGAAAAUCAUCAGCGCGGUAUCCUCUCGAUCGCCUGGUGCCAGCAGGACGUGAAUCUGUUGGUGAGUUGCGGCAAAGACAACCGUAUCCUAUGCUGGAAUCCGAACUCGAACACUCCCGGCGGCGAAGUAUUAUCCGAAGUCGCCAAGACCAACCAGUGGAACUUCGACGUGACCUGGUGCCCGAAGAAUCCCGCGCUGAUCGCGUGCCCGAGCUUCGACGGUCACGUUUCGGUCUACUCGGUGAUGGGCGGCAAAAUUCAGCAGGUGCAAACGACGAAUAAGAUCGCGGAUAGUUUUCCCGGAAUGGACGGGUACGCGCAGGCGCCGGAACCGCAGCAGAGCACACCGGCGAGCGUCGAUCUUAGUAAACCGCCCAAGUGGUUAAAGCGACCGAUUGGGGCAAGAUUUGGGUUCGGAGGGAAACUAAUCACGUUCGAAAACGAGGGUCAACCCACACAGAACCAAAGCCCGGUUGCACGAACAGUAUUUGUAAGUCAAGUCAUUACGGAAUCGGAACUAGUCGAGCAAUCAGCUCAGCUCGAACAGGCCUUGGAGUACGGAAAUUUCACCGAGUACUGUCGGAAUAAAGCCGAUUCGCUGAGCGACCAACACAAACGCAACAUCUGGUACUUCCUCAAAGCAAACUUUGAAGCCGAUCCACGUGGAGAACUUCUGAAUCUGUUAGGCUAUAAGAAGGACGAAAUUAACAACAAGCUGAACGAAAUCGUCGGCGUGCAGGCCAAUGUGGACGGACUGACGGAUCAGUUUAGCAAUUUAAAUCAGUGCGAUUAUUCCGACGGGGAGAAUAACUUCUCUUCGAAGGGAAGCCCCGAUUAUUCGCCUGGAAGUUACGAAAAUUCGUUCGGAUUAGAUCAGUUCGGUAGUCAAGAGGCCCGAGAAAAAGUACCUUACCGGAUUAAGACGGGGGACGAUGUGGAGGGUUUGAUAACGCAGGCGCUUCUUUUGGGGAAUUUGGAGGCGGCCGUCGAGUUGUGUUUAAAGGCGCAACGUUUUGCUGAUGCGAUUAUUAUAGCUAUGUCCGGUGGUUCCGAAUUACUGGCAAGAACUCAAUAUAAAUAUUUACAACAGAGCGAAGGGUACGUGUCUUCGCUUAUCUCCGCUUUAGUAUUAGAAGACUGGAGUUCUGUCAUAAACAAUUGUGAUAUUAGUAGUUGGAAGGAGGCUUUAGCAGCAACUUUAACUCAUUCGUCGAGUGACGAUUUACCAAAGUUAUGUGAAUUAUUAGGUAAUCGCCUUGAAGCCGAGGGAAAAGCUCAAGACGCACAAUUAUGUUAUAUUUGCGCUGGUAAUUUCGAAAAACUGGUCAAUUCGUGGAGUAAAACGAUUAAGAAGUCUUCGAGUGAACUUCAGGAGCUCGUGGAGUUGGUGACCUUCCUCCAAAAGUCGAUCGAACGACAAGGCAGAAGGGUGGAAAUCACUGGCAGUUUGGCGGACCUCCUCGCGUACUACGCCUCAAUCUUAGCAUCCCAGGGCAAUCUUACAGUAGCUCUAUCAUAUCUGGGAAGUUCGCAGGAUCAGAAAAUCGCGGAUUUGAGAGACAGACUGAGUGUCAGUUUGGGUUAUAAGUCUGCAUAUCCGCAAGUUGCGCAACGAAGCAGGCACAGCUCGAGACAGUCAUUUUCUAACUACCUAAAUCCUGUCACUCCUCCCGUUCCAAGUUAUAAUUUUAAUACGGCCUUACCUACCCAACCUUGGCAGACUCAAAACCAAGCACCGCUCCCCGCGCAACCUUUCUCCCCUCCACCUGUCUCACAACCCCCGCGGCCCACAAGCGUCGGCUCAGCUCACGGCGGCAUAUCAUCCAGGGCAAAGUAUGUGGUGGACCCAUCCGUCCAUUCUAACAACCCGUACGGCGCGAGAAAUCAGUUCAACACCAACCCCUACUCGGCACCGAACCCCGCUCCCGUCGCAAAUACUCAGCAACUAAUCCCCAACCUACCGCCGAUGCCGCAGAGUCCGGCCAAUUUCCACAACCCCCCUCCGCCGAAUCCGGCCGCUUUCCACAAUCAACCGCCCGAACCCGCACUGGCCGCGUUCGCGCCGCCGCCGCCCCAAUCCGGCUGGAACGACCCGCCCGCCCUGCGGCGAUCCACGCCGCGUCUACCGCCCGAAGGUUACAAUAUGUCAGCCGUACACGCCGGCACGCGACGGUGGAAAAAUAAGUCGAACAAAGUCGAGGCGAAGCAGUCUGAUUACGUGCAACAGGAUCCCAUAACUCACCCACUUUAUGGCGUCGCACCAUCACAAACCCUACCAUCGAGCAAUGGCUUUGUGGAACCCAUUCAAAGUCAACCGUUUGUACCGAACGCGCAACCGUUCGCACCGAACGCGCAGCCUUUCGCACCAAACGCAUUAUAUAAUCCAAAUUUCGAACCGCCACCGAUGCAGCCACCUUUAGUGCCGACCGGAUUUAUGCCGCCGUCCCCAAAUCCCGACGUUUACCACCAGAACGCGAUUCCUAACGUUCAACCUCCCGUCGUCCCAGCGGCCGCCGUCGAGGCUCCGGCGCCUAUCAUACAAAAGGCCCCACUAUCGGGCGAGCAGAAGUUAAUGCAGAUUGUUUUUGACGACCUGCGCGGUAGGUGCUCAGCAAACGCCAACAACCCCCAAACCAAGCGGAAAUUGGAGGACGUCGGUAAAAAAUUGGAAUUCCUCUACGACCUCCUACGAGAAGACAAGCUAUCCCCGAACACGUUAAGCGGCCUCCACCAGUUAGUGCAACUAGUGCAAUCGGGCGACUAUUCGAACUCACUCAGUUUGCAUACACAGCUAGUGUCCGGACCGGAUUUCGCACAAAUCGCCAGUUUUAUGCCCGGAUUGAAAGUUUUAAUUCAGUGCGCUUUGCAGUUGCAAGUUUAUUUGAGAUAAAAAAAGGUUUUCAUUCAUCUUCCAGGACAAUUGAUUGAAAAGUAUAUUUUUUGAAAUAGGCUUAUAACAUGGUGCUUUUUUAGCGGAUGAGUUGUUUUAGGAGAAAGGUUAUAAUUGUAGCAGUUAAGUACGAAAAUGUAAAGGGGCCAUAGGACAUUUUUUUCUAAUUAAACCAUCUAUCUCGACUAAUUUUCUGUCUGUCAAUCGACCCACAUUUACUUGCCAUGUAGAAUGAGCUGUAAUACUAAUUAGUAAUUAUCAUACAUUAAUUGGACACUAGGGUUUGUCAAAUAUAAUGCAAAAUUUGUCUGUGGCUCUUCUACACUUUCGCAGUUUUAAGCAUUUGUAAUAUAUUAAUAAUUGAUGAGCUGUUAAAAGUAUUCGUAUUUGUUUAAUAUCUACAGAAAUAUUGUCAUUUUAAACUGCAAAUAAACUAUUGUAUACAUUGUAA